Racocetra persica is the source of this 173-nucleotide messenger RNA. Lineage: Eukaryota; Fungi; Glomeromycota; Glomeromycetes; Diversisporales; Gigasporaceae. The record is from the annotation of a GenBank genome assembly.
AAUUUUACUGUUGGUUUAAUGAACUCUAAAAACUCUAAAGCAUCUUUCAUAUUAAAUAUCUCUUCUAAUCGUAAAAGUCGUUCGAUGAUAACUGAUUAUUCAUCUACUAAAGACUCGAAUGAUUUCCGUGAGACUUAUUUGAAAUAUGUAAAUGUUCACCCACCUUGUAAAAG